This is a messenger RNA of Helianthus annuus (common sunflower), 1744 nucleotides long. Its product is annotated as protein SUPPRESSOR OF K(+) TRANSPORT GROWTH DEFECT 1. NCBI's taxonomy places the organism in Eukaryota, Viridiplantae, Streptophyta, Magnoliopsida, Asterales, Asteraceae. The coding region runs from base 262 to 1566 and encodes 434 amino acids. The record is from RefSeq and is a predicted model, not a curated record. Gene Ontology annotation, biological process: endosomal transport; vacuole organization. The transcript is spliced from 8 exons. Gene Ontology annotation, molecular function: ATP hydrolysis activity; ATP binding.
ACACACAUGGAAACACCCAUAUCACACAAUUAUCAAAAUCCCCAAAAUCAAAACCCGCGAACAAAACUUACACACGAUCCCACCAAUCCGUUGACCUAUAAAUCUUUCAAUCCAACACAACCCCUCUUAAUUUCCCGAUCAAUCCACACAAUUCAAGUAAGUAUCCUAUUCAAUCUACUCCAAUAAUCCACUUUUCACGAUCUUUACAAUCCUCUGUUUGAUCAAUCGAAUCGAAUCAAUUUGUAAUUUUGCACAGACACCAUGUAUAGCAAUUUCAAAGAACAAGCCAUUAUCUACGUAAAGCAAGCGGUAGAAGAAGACACAGCUGGGAAUUACGCAAAAGCUUUAACUCUUUACAUGAACGCUUUAGAAUAUUUCAAGACCCAUUUGAAAUACGAGAAGAAUCCGAAGCUAAAAGAGGCAAUUACACAAAAGUUUACUGAUUAUUUGAGGAGGGCUGAGGAGAUUAGGGAUGUGUUGGAAGGUGGGGGAGGGGGGAAACCUGGAUCUAAUGGUGGAGAAACAGGGGUUGCAACGAAACCGAAAUCGGGUAAGAAGGGUGAUGGGGAUGGUGGGGAAGAUGCUGAGGUGAGUAAGCUUAGAUCGGGGCUUGAUUCGGCGAUUAUUCGGGAGAAACCGAAUGUUAAGUGGAAUGAUGUGGCGGGGCUUCAAGGUGCUAAGCAGGCGUUGCAGGAAGCGGUUAUUUUACCCGUGAAGUUCCCGCAGUUUUUCGUUGGGAAGAGAAGGCCAUGGAGAGCCUUUUUAUUAUACGGACCACCCGGAACCGGAAAGUCCUACUUGGCUAAAGCUGUCGCAACUGAAGCUGACUCAACGUUCUUCAGCAUUUCUUCUUCAGAUUUGGUUUCGAAAUGGAUGGGAGAAAGUGAAAAAUUAGUUUCGAAUUUAUUCCAAAUGGCUCGAGAAAGCGCACCUUCUAUUAUUUUCAUUGACGAAAUUGACUCGUUGGUUGGUCAACGUGGUGAAGGCAACGAGAGCGAAGCAUCUCGUCGUAUCAAAACCGAACUUCUUGUCCAAAUGCAGGGUGUUGGGAAUGAUGAUAAGAAAGUCCUUGUUCUUGCAGCUACAAACACACCAUACUCGUUAGAUCAGGCCAUUAGGCGAAGAUUUGACAAGCGGAUUUAUAUUCCUCUACCAGAUCUUAAGGCAAGACAACACAUGUUUAAGGUACACCUUGGAGAUACGCCUCACAGCCUAACUGAUCGUGAUUUUGAGCAAUUGGCAUAUAAAACCGAAGGAUUCUCUGGUUCGGAUAUUGCUGUUUGUGUAAACGAGGUCCUGUUUGAACCGGUACGUAAAACCCAAGACGCAAUGUUCUUCAUAAAAAAACCGGAUGACACUUGGGUGCCAUGUGGACCCCGCCAUCCGGGCGCUAUUGAGAUCACUAUGCAGGAUCUAGCAACUCGUGGCGAGGCAUCAAAGAUCAUUCCGCCACCGAUAUCAAGAACCGAUUUUGAUAAAGUGUUGGCACGACAGAAACCGACUGUAAGCAAAACAGACCUUGAAGUACAUGACAGAUUUACAAGAGAGUUUGGAGAAGAAGGCUGAUGAUUGAAUAAAAGUAAAUACUAAAAAAUGUUUAUAUAUUUUAUAAAAGUUGAUAAAUGAUUUAUGUUUUUGGGUGAUUUUAAAAUUUAAACUUACAUUCCUUGCUUCAAGGGAUGUUCGGUGUAUUUCGGUAUAUAUGAUUUUUCGACAAAUGCAUACAUCAAAGUUAGUACCACCA